CUCCUUCUCUUUAAUUCUCCUUCCUUUCUCCUUUCUUUCUCUCUCUCUCUCUCUCUCUCUCAGUCUCUCUCUGUCUCUCUCUUUGGUACCUUCCCACGUACGUUUUAUUCGAUAAAUUUCAAACUGGUGUCGCCUGAAGGAGCCCCUUUGAGCGAAGCGAAAGGCAACAAACGCAUACAAUCAUCAUUCUCGCCUAUCCGGAAGUCAUAUGCCCAUACACGCGCGAAGAACGCGCGGACCCUACGAGGAAAUCGAAAUGGUCGAAUUGAGUGGUAGUGGACAAGCGAAUUCGGCCAUGGGUGUUACGGGACUCGGUUCUGUGGUAUCCGCAGCGGCCUCAUCUUCGUCAUCCUCAACGACAACGACGACCACUGGUGGUGCAUCCUCGUCAACUUCCGGUCGUGCUGGUAUACUCGAGACACAGGUGCGCGGCCAAUGGUAUCGAGUAUUCGUCUCUUUAGAGGACGAUUAUUUGAGUAUAUCACUUGACGAGAGUUGCGACACUGUUAACAACGUUCUAAACAAUGGCAACAUCAAUAACAACAAUGUCGACAGUCUGAAUGAUCCGGACGUACCGGAUUCCGUCGCCAAUCAAAAACGUAUCGUGCGGGUCGUUAAAAGUGACAACAACGGACUCGGUAUUUCUAUUAAAGGAGGAAAAGAAAAUAAAAUGCCGAUAUUAAUCUCGAAGAUAUUCAAAGGUAUGGCUGCCGAUGCCACGGAGCAAUUGUACGUUGGCGAUGCAAUAUUGGCUGUUAACGGUGAGGAUCUACGUGAGGCGACCCAUGACGAAGCUGUUAAGGCGCUCAAGAGGGCUGGCAAGGUCGUCGAGCUUGAAGUGAAGUACCUGAGGGAGGUGACACCGUACUUCAGGAAAGCCUCGAUCAUCCAGGAAGUCGGUUGGGAGUUGCAACGUGGAUUUCUCAGUGCGACACCACCACCACCAAAGUCACCGCCCAGGGCAGACACUCGUUAUCUGCCAUUGCAGCUUUGCAGACUCACCAGGGCGCAUCCUUCCUCGGAUCCCGAGGGUCGAAUCCUAGAAUUACAUUCGCCCGAUGGUGUUCACGAAUGUUGGUUGAGAGCCGCUGACAAUACAGAGGCAAACGUAUGGUUCAACGCUUUACACUCGGCGCUAGCAGCACUAACUCUUAAAGCACUAAGACUAGCCUCAGCAGUUCCGGAUCCGCCGCAGCUUCAGCACAUUGGUUGGCUCGCGAGGAGGCACUGUCUGCAGAAAGGAAGUGCAAGCAGCGAAAGUAGCGAGGAUGGAGCCGGAAGUAGUGCAAGUACCUCACGAGGUGCCGGAAGUGGAUUUACUUUGGCGACUGGUUGCGCAGGGGGAUGGCGUAGUGUCUUUGGUGCGGUUUCAGGAAGAGAAUUAAGGCUUUAUGAAUGUGCACCAUGGAGUCCUGAGGCUUGGGCAUCACCGAGUAUUACUUGUCCUCUUAUUGCUACCAGAUUGGUUUCAUCACCGACAAGACAAAAUGAGGCAGCGGCGAGUAGUAGCGGUGGAUUGACGCAGCACGGUGCCACGUUCGCGGUUCGCGUUGGUACGAUCGACGGCGUCGUAACGCAUCAUCUGCGAGCUGAAACACGAAGGGAUCUGGCAGCUUGGGCAAGGGCGAUCGUUCAGGGAUGUCAUGCCGCAGCCGCAUCGUUGCGUGAAUAUACCGUUCGAUGCACGUGGCAGGGUAAAGCCUGCCAGUUGGUCGUCAAUCACGAAGAGGGAUUCUCGCUGUACGCUACAGGGACAAGGGGCGUCGUUGGAAAUGGCGUUAGUCCUGGAUCACCACCGACUCCCCUUUGGAAGAGAUCCUUCGACAAACUGAAAAUGUCUGCCGACGAUGGCGCACGCUUACUCUGGCUCGAUUUUGGCGGCGAGGAUGGAGAAUUUGAAUUGGAUUUAGAAAGUUGUCCGAAACCAAUUGUCUUCGUUCUUCACAAUUUUCUAUCGGCGAAGAUUCAUCGAAUGGGACUGAGCGCAUAGGGGUACGAGGGGGCCCCGGCUGAGGCCCCCGACCUGCCACCCCACACCACCAGAUCCGUUACUAGUGUAUUUCUUCAUUGAACGAUCGAAACAUGGGAAAGAAAGAGAGGGAGAGAGAGAGAGAGAGAGAGAGAGAGAACGAAGUUACGAAUGAAAUUUAACGAAAUCAAAAAUUAAAAAAAAUAAACUAAUUUCAACUGUUAAAAUACUUUGCAAAGUGUAUGAAACAAUAUUUAUUAAUUAACAUUUACAAAUUAAAAACAAUAUUAAUAAAUUAAAGACAGAUAAAAGAAAAGAAAAAUUCUUUCGCUUCGUUCUGUCCUCGAUAAUACGAGAGAGCGAGAAGUAUAUAAUCGUUUUGAAACCAUCCACGCGAUCGUAAAAAAGACAUGAAAUAUAAGGAUGAAGAUUAUAUCGAUGAGAAAAAUAACAAAAGAUGUUGUUGUGUUGUUGUUGUUGAUGGUGGUGAUGGUGGUGGUGGUGAUGGUGGUAAUGGUAGAUGAUGCAGGAGAACGAAAUAAAAAAAAAAAAACAAAAGAAAUAAAAGAAGAAAAAAAGAAAGAUAAAAGAGACGGAUAGAUUAAAAGAAAAAAAAAAAAGGAAGAAGGAAGAAAAAGAAAAAAAAAUACGAUGAUCGAGGACAUUGACGAUGAAUUUUUUCUGUUCGAAAAAAAAACAAAAACAGAAACAAAAAAAAAAGAAAUGUCCUCGUCCUCGGUCACUUCUAAACGCGCCUAACUAACUAAAUAACCUAUCUACCUAACGAUAAGAAGUAAGAUAACUAAAAUUGACGAUUGUAACGAGGAUAUCAAGAAAAGAAAAAUAAGAAAAAAUAAAAGAAAAGAGAAAGAGGGAGAGGGGAAAAAGAAAAAAGAAGAGCGUCUUAAAGGAAGAAGAAGAAGAAGAUGAAGAAGAAGAAAAUAAAACGAUUAAAAAAUAAAGAAAACAUCAAAACAAAACUCGGUUUAAACGAGCGAGUUUAAUUCAUUCAAAAGAAAAAUAAUACUUAUACCGAUAGAAACAGAGAAAGAAAGAAAGAGAAAGAGAGAGAGAGAGAGAGGGAGAG
Molecule: messenger RNA, 3056 nt
Organism: Vespa velutina
Lineage: Eukaryota; Metazoa; Arthropoda; Insecta; Hymenoptera; Vespidae
Gene: Syn1
Product: beta-1-syntrophin
Exons: 8
Coding region: 209-1990 (593 amino acids)
Cellular component (GO): intracellular anatomical structure; dystrophin-associated glycoprotein complex
Molecular function (GO): structural molecule activity; protein binding
Source: RefSeq, a predicted model, not a curated record